Molecule: messenger RNA, 2198 nt
Organism: Podarcis muralis (Common wall lizard)
Lineage: Eukaryota; Metazoa; Chordata; Lepidosauria; Squamata; Lacertidae
Gene: CCDC89
Product: coiled-coil domain containing 89
Source: RefSeq, a predicted model, not a curated record
UGAAGCAUAUGUAACCUGAAGCAUAUGUAACCCGAGGUACCACUGUAUUCUGAUUCUUUUCCUCAUUGGCAAGUUACUGCUUUUUUUUUAACAGCCUGGUUUUUAAGAACAUAGGUACCUUUUAUUUCUUCAUUUGAUUCUCAGGGACACGAUAUUAUUUCAGAGUUGGCAGUAAUAGUGGUGAGCUGCUGGUCAUUUUCAGGCUUCCUUUGGGAGGGAAAGGAAGGAGACAUCUAUCGCAGAGGGUCACAGCCAAGGAACGUGCUUUCCAGAGCUUGUUAAGCUUCCAGGAUGCAUUCUUUCUUGUUUGGCCUCGCUGUACACUUGGCAAGGAGUCUGCUUCAAUCCUAUUGCCAUGGAGAUGCAAACUCAACAAGGCUGUCAGACCAAGAUAGUAAAAGAAUAAAGGCCUGGAAACUAAGCACCGAUUUAGUGUGGUGGCUUUCGUUCCUGGCCAGGCUGGUGUGUUGCAUCGAUUCCCUGCUCCCUUGCAGAUCUGCGUUCCCCACCUGCAGUGCAGAAGGAAUGCAACAAGGUCAGGAGACCCCUGCAAAGCCCGCUGGUUCUAGAAAGCCCAGCAGUUCUUGGCUUAUGACAUCACGGGAUUCUUGGAACGUUUGCACCAACUGCCUUUCGGGCCAGCAGCAGAAAUUUUGAAUGCUACUUGAGGGGGAAGCGCUGCACAACUCGGCAGCACUGAGAAGAGGCAGCAGUUCCUCAACAUGCCUCAGGAUGGGAAGAGUCCGGGAAUGGCCUUUCCCAAGGUACCAAAGGAGGUAGAAGAAGAUGAUGAUGAUGUAGACUGGAGCAUGGGAGAGCCCUUUGAGACCUUGGAGAAACUCCAAGGUCUCUCCGACGGGGAGAAGGGGGAGAAAGCCAUGCUCCGCUCACGGCUCCAUGAGCAGUCCCAGCUGAUCUGCAUCCUCAAGAAGCGAGCGGACGAGCAGCUCUUGCGCUGCAAGGCCCUGGAGGAGAUCAACAUGGACCUGGAGGAACAGAGGAUGGCGGAUGCUAUGCGGCUGGAGAACCAGACGCGGCGCGUGCAGCAGCUGGAAGAGCGUUUCAUGGAUCUGGCUGCCAACCACGAGGACAUGAUCCACUUCAAGGACGAGCACAAGAGGCAAAACCUGCAGCUGAGGGAAGAGAACCACCGCUUGCGGGUGGAGAACCAGAACCUCUUCUGCCAGGCUUUGGAAGAGAAAGAGGCCGAAGUGGCCCAGCUCACUUCUGAGCUUAAGAAACUCUCGGGUGAAACCAAGUCCUUAAAGGAACGUUACGAACAGGACAGCCGCCACGCCCAAGAGCGAGAGAAGGAACUUUUGGAAGCCCACCAGCAGGAAGCCAAAUCUAAGGCUGAGGAAAUCAAGUCGCUGAGAAGCCGGCUGGGUAUCCUGGAAGAGAAACACAGCCACGUCACGGAGGAACUGCAGCAAGCGGAAAAGAAGCUAAGAGAGGUGGACUGCACCUUGCAAGCCAAGGUGGAGAAGCUGACCAAGGAGAAGGAGGAGCUGCUAAACCUGGCGAUGGACAGAGGCAAGGUGCUGCAGGACAAGCAAAGGGAGAUUGCGGAGCUGGAGAAGAAGGCGGAAGAGCUGGAGAAAGCCAAGCAGGCGGCGGAGCUGCGCUUUGAGACGGAGGCUGUAGCAGUGGACUGCAACCUCCGGGUGCGAGACCUGCGGAGGCGGCUGGAUGGCACCCAGCAAGCCUACACUGAGCUCCGGAUGCAUUUUGAAGCCUACAAGAAGCACAGCACUGAGUUGCUUACGAAAGAGAAAGAAUUAAAUACCAAACUCCGACAUUUCAUAGCGUAAGCCUUUGCUGUCAGCUUUGCUCCUAACAGACCUACAGCCUUUGAGAAAAUAAAAUAAUCUUUUACCAGAUCAUUCCCCCCCCCUAUUUUAGAUACCAGUUUUAAGAUAAUUUUGUUUAGAGUAGGAAGGCAAGCAUUCUUACGUUGCUGAGAUUGAGAUAUGUGUUUUUUGGAUGUAUUUUUUUCCAGUUGCCAUGGCAAAAAGAAGCGACUAAUAAAUAUAAUAAUUAAUAAAAAUAAUAAUUGCAGUGGCAUCAAUUGGGCAUACUACUGGAUGGAACUGGUAAGGACCAAGAAGCAAAUGAUUACAAGCAACAGGUAUAUAAAUAUAAAUUGGUAAUUGAGCUUUUUUUUGUUGUUGAGUUGUGGGUUUUUUUGCCAAAGUUGU